UUCGAAUAUCUUUGAGCAUCAGUCGUGAUGACCCAUGAUAAUCAACCUCAUUUAUAAAAUGAUUUCCAUCAAGCCUCUAUGGAAAUUUAAAGUGUGAGAUGGAAACAAACCCCUUAUAGUUUUCCUUGUAAAUCCUCACUAUGCGACGUCCAGUGAUCUCCCAGACGUCGUGUAAUGUGCCAGGGUAUUUCUGCCGCGUUGCAAACCAUUAUAUUGAUACCUCGACGACAUCCAAUAGAACUCCACCGGAAGAAACCCUGUGGAUUUUAAUGAAGACAUCGUCCGUGCGCAACGGUCGUUGGUAGCAUGUGUGAUGUUUACAACUUGUACGGCCAAGCGCCCUCGAAAGAUGCCGAGAGCACGCCUUUGACAAUCAUUUCCUCACACGUUCAGCUGGACCCGCAAGACUGCCAAGUUUCAUUCACUUACCGCAGAAAUGGAUCGGUCGACUCGGGUCGUCUGUCUUUGCACAGUCAAGAGCAGGCGAUUCAUGCGUCCACGCUCAGGCCAUCUUAUGGGCGAAAUGACAUGCAGCCCAUUAAAACGGACCCUAAAUACCAGUCGCAGACUCUGGACACAAGGGCCCUCCAGAGGUGCAUGGACCCAACAAAUUCAGAAACAAAAUACAUUGAUUCCCGGGCUAGGGAUUCAAGAACUGUCGAUUCAAGAGAAGAAGGCAAUGGACUUAGGCUUGGCACUGACCCGACCAUAUUACAGGACCGAUGCGCAACACUUGACCGGCACGGGUUCAACGCGGGUCACCCUUAUCAUAAAUUAUCUCAUCAAGAUCUUCAUUACUCGCAGCUGACGCUGACCCAAACCACGCCGCAAGUCAUCACUCCGGAAACUAUGGUACCUCUUCACUCCCUCACAGACUUGGGCGUAAUAUCCUACAGCAACUCCACGGAAACAUUAAGUGCCUCUAACAAGCAUCCUAACGGCGCAGCGCGACCGUACGGAAUGCCGUCCUCGGGUUCUUGCAGUCGACUUGCAAAAAGAAGUUCUUCGUCUACCAGCCUCGGACUUGAAGCUGAGGAUUCCCAUGCCUGCUGCUGCUCGACCUGCGGCUGCUGGAAGAUCUUCAUCUCUCUCUUCAUGUGCCUCGUCAUCUUUGGCGCGGUCGUGGUCGCUCUCUACUUCGUCAUCAGAUAUGCCCCUUACAAAAGCCUACCGAUUUCCGAAGAAGACGCUCGGGAUCCUUGCUCGAUUCACCCGUGUGAAUUCGGGGCCAUUUGCGUCCCGACUGGCGAAAAUAACCGGCCAACGUGCCGGUGUCCGGACCACUGCGAUGCCGAGCCUCCGGACCAAAAACAAGAGCUUUUUUGUGCCUCCGAUGGCCAAGAUUAUGAGACGAUGUGCCAGCUGAAGAUCGCUUCGUGCCGCCAGCAGAAACAGCUGCUGGUCAAAUACAAAGGCAGCUGUGACCCCUGCCGGUCUCUGAAGUGUCCGGCCUCGCAAGUUUGUCGCGUCGGCGCAGACCGGCGUCCUAUCCGUGAGUCUCGGCUCCUACCCGUGAGUCUCGGCUCCUAUCCGAACGACUGCCUCAUGAAAGUGGAGGGCUGUCGGAAUCUCAGGAGUCUGGACAUCGUGUAUCGCGGAGCCUGCGACGUAGGCCUGAACCCAUGCGACGCCGUGUCGUGCCUAGCGGGGGAGGUUUGCAAGAUCGACAGCUUCGGGCUGGCCCGAUGCGAGUGCCCACCGCGCUGCGAGCCCGUCGUCAUCCCGGUCUGUGGUUCGGACGGCGUCACUUACGACAGUCACUGCGAGCUCCGGAGGGCGGCGUGCAUCAGGCAGCUCGACAUCACGGUGCAGUUCGUGGGAGUUUGUGGAGGUGGAGGCGCAUGCUCAGGCCAUCGAUGUCAGCUGGGCGCCGUGUGCGUGGAGCGUCACGGGAAGCCCGUAUGCGACUGUCCCCCGUGUCCGGGUCUGCUAGAUCCCGUAUGCGGGACGGACGGACUCUCCUACAACAACGAGUGUCUGCUGCGCUCAGAGGCGUGCGUCAGACACACAAACAUCGGCAUCCAGUACCGCGGACGAUGUCGCGGCUGUGAAGAGAAACAGUGUCGCUUCUACGGCCUCUGUGAAGCCACUCCAGAAGGCCAUGGCCGAUGCAUCUGUCCGACCGUCUGUACUGAUGUGGAGAGCCAGGUGUGCGGAACGGACGAGCGGACUUACCUGAACGAGUGUCACCUGAAGGUGCAGGCGUGCAGACUGCAGCAGGACAUUGCUGUAUCGUCGCGCGGCGACUGUGACCUGUGCAAGCACGUGGAAUGCAAGUACGGAGCCCAUUGUGAGGCUGGCCAAUGCCUGUGUCCAACAUCGUGUCCAGACACAAAGGAACCCGUGUGCGCUACAAACGGCGUUACUUUCCUCAACGAAUGCAUGAUGCAGAGGAUGGCGUGCCAGAUUGGACAACCUGCUCUCAGGGUGGCUUUCUUUGGCGAGUGCUCGGAAGCUCGGUCGUCCGGAGUCAGAAUGCAAGAAGGUCGUGCCUACACCUACAACCUAGACGGCACAGCCUACCGCGUCAACGGAAGCAAAACCACUCUUGAAGGCACGAUUCUCUUCAGUCCAGUUGAACUGCCACCCCUCAUCCUGGACACUCCACCCACACCACCACCUGAUCCCUGCAUCCUGAUGAACUGUGAAUUUGGCUCCAAAUGCGUUAUUCUUGAUGACGGCUUACCGAGAUGCUCGUGUCCCCUCGACUGUACACAAGAAGAGUUCGUGUCCACGGAUCCAGUGUGUGCCAGCGAUCUAAAGAUGUACUCCAACGAAUGUGCCAUGAACAGGGAGGCUUGUCAGCGCCAGGUUGAACUACGUCUGCGACCUUUAGAGCUCUGCGAAGACUACGAGUUGAUACCGUGCAACAACGUCUCGCCUUUGGUGAACCCUGCGACGGGUCGCGAUUUCUACUGCGGUGAAGGACCGGACAAAGAGGAGUGUCCAAAGGGGUCGUACUGCCACUGGUCUUUGUCUUUCGCCAAAUGCUGUCCUCUCGAGAACAACACAGCAACCGACUACCCUGAGGAGACCGGCUGCCGGGCCUCCAAGUUUCAGUGUUGCCCGGACGGAGUAACUGAGGCCCGGGGAGAGAACUUCGCUGGAUGUCCGUCCAUUUGUCAGUGCCACAAGCUUGGAGCUCACGAGGAUACCUGCGAUCCUGUGACCAAUCAAUGUCACUGCAAGCCUGGGGUCGGCGGCACCAAGUGUGACCGCUGCGAGCCUGGCUUCUGGGGUCUACCGUUGAUACAGCGCGGCAGUGAUGGAUGCUUGCCGUGCGGAUGUUCGCUGUUCGGUUCCGUGCGCGACGACUGCGAACAGAUGACCGGACAGUGCGUGUGCAAGCCAGGCAUCGGCGGGAAGAAAUGCAACAUGUGCCCUGACGGACUUGUUCUUGGGCCCAAGGGAUGUCAGCCAGCAAGUGUCCACGCAACAACUGCCCCGAACAGCUGCGAUGAGCUGCAGUGCUACUUCGGUGCCCACUGCCACCAGCAGCUGCCUGGAGGCCUCGUCGAAUGCGUCUGUGACGCCCAGUGCCCCGCAGACUCGAGCAACGUCACGCCCGUCUGUGGCUCGGACGGCGAGACGUACGGCUCCGAGUGCCACCUCAAGCUCUUCGCCUGCCGCUACCAGAAAGACGUCGUCGCUCAGGGACUUGGACCUUGCAACCUGCCUGAAAACGCCCCCGGUCACGAAGCUGCCACGGAGAACCCGUGUUCACGUUCCCCAUGUCAUGAAGGUGCCACUUGCGUGCCCCAACCGAAGGGGAGCUUCACCUGCGACUGCCCUCCCCAUCGAUCUGGUCCCCUUUGUGGGGAACACCACAGCGCCCCCUACCAGACCCCUUCCUUUCAAGGCAACUCAUUCCUCGAGAUCAAGAAGAUCAAAGCGUACAAUAAAGUUCAGAUUGAGUUGGAGUUUCGGUCGUUCACGUCUAGCGGGCUGCUGUUGUACACGCAGCAGCAGGAGGACGGAGAGGGCGACUUCUUGUCACUUGCGGUGGUCGACGGUUUUGUCGAAUUUCGAUUCAAUUUGGGGUCCGGGACUGCAAUUAUCAGGAGUCAUCACAAAAUCUCGUCUAAAAGAUUUCACAGAGUGGUAGCAAAACGAUACCAGAGAGAUGGCGUGCUGCAGCUGGACGGUGCAGAAGACGUCUCGGGCAAAGCCCCCGGCCACCUCAAGUCGCUGGAUCUCAGAGGCUCUACGUUCCUUGGAUACGUUAAGGGGGACUCAACAAAACGAUACCAGAGAGAUGGCGUGCUGCAGCUGGACGGUGCAGAAGACGUCUCGGGCAAAGCCCCCGGCCACCUCAAGUCGCUGGAUCUCAGAGGCUCUACGUUCCUUGGAUACGUUAAGGGGGACUCAAGCAAGCCUUCUUCAACAUUCCCUAGAAUAUGGGAUAACGUGGGCACCAACGAAGGAUUGGUUGGCUGCAUUCGCUCCCUCCGCAUCAACGGUCGUCCCAUAGACCUGAUCUGGCCAGGGUCUAGUCAGAUCAUCCAAGGCUCGCUGGUAUCAGACUGCGUCUCGAGUCCCUGUUACAGUUUGCCUUGUUUGAACAGAGGCUCCUGCCGACCAACGGAUACCACGAGCUUCAAAUGCCACUGCCGAGAAGGCUAUCGAGGAGAUGUUUGCGAGGAACGAGAAGACCCUUGCGCUUCUCAGCCCUGCCACGGUGAAGCCACUUGCGUCCCUCUGCCAGACUCUGGUUUCAGGUGCCUGUGUCCACCUUCAAGAUCAGGCGAAUUUUGCGAAGUUGUGGACAGGACGUUGCGUGAGGUUGUCAUCCCGGAGUUCGAAGGAGAUUCUUAUCUGGAGCUGCCAACGCUCGACAACGUCGGGACGGCGUUCGCAAUCGAAGUUUGGUUCUUGACGCGGUCCCCUGAAGGUUUGCUGCUAUACAACGGACAGGGCAGCGGCUCCGGAGAUUUUGUGUCCAUCAACCUCAAGAAAGGACACGUUGAGUUCAAAUAUAACCUUGGCUCCGGAAUAUCCACAUUAAGGAGUUCAGAAGCUGUAGAGCUGGACACGUGGCACGUGGUCCGCGUGCGCCGUAAAAAGAGAAGAGGAACGUUACGCCUCGACCGCGGCAAGCCCGUGAGAGGCAAGUCCGGCGCCAAGAUGAUACAACUUAACCUCGAUCAGAAGCUUUAUUUGGGAGGCUUAGUGAACUACUCGAGCGCCCAUCCGGACUCCGGAGUGGCGCUUGGUCUGACGGGGGCGAUACAGCGACUCGUCGUCAACAGGCAAGAGAUGGAUGACCUGCCGAAGCGAGCAACCGCCGGCAAAGGAGUAAAAAAGUACCGUGGGCCUCCCUGUCUGCCCCAGCUGUGCCAUAACGGAGGCGUUUGCCAGCCUUUCCUGAGCAGAUUCGUUUGCAAGUGCCCCGUGGCUUUUGCCGGAGAUUUCUGCGAGAAAAAAAUAGGAGAAGUCAGCCAGUCGAAGCCUGUAAGCUUUGACGGCCAAACCUUCCUGCAAUUCCGCGACGUAACCAAGACGAUUUUGCAAAGCUUAAUCUUCGGUAAUGAGAGCAUCGACUUGAAUCAAUGGAAUUUACCUGUUCUCUGGUCUGAUUUGAAUUUGGACUACCCAACUGAAUUGAAAAGUAGCGAUGAUCUUGAUGAAAUGGUUUUCUUGGACUUGGAGGAUUACGACUCCGGUAAUGGCUUCAAUUUUGAGCUCUAUGGUCCUGGUAAUGAAGCCAUAUCCACACACGGAGAAGUACGGCAUUCCAAGAAUUUUAUCCGUGGCAGGAAUUCAACGGGAAAUGAGGAGAUACUCGCAGCGAAGAAAGGCAAACCGAGUGCUAAUGAUGUCUCAAUAUCUGUUCAAAAAAUGGACGGAAAAAAACUAUUGAAGAUAAACCCAGAUUUGCAAACAGUACGAGACCCAAUGCUUUUAGAUGCUCCUCGAAAUUUAUCCCUCCAAAGAUUUUCAGCUAUUGGAUCGAUGGAUAUAACAAAUAGAAUUUUACCACACCGAGCUCGAAUUCAUCACAGCCACAGGAAGCUGCGUCGACUGUUGGCUUCAGAAAAUAUUGCAGAUGAGCUUAUAGAUUUAAUCGAGAUGUCCAAUAUCACGCGGCGUCGCACAAAGGAGGAACUUAAGCCCCAACCGCGCAUCUCUGUUGAUGAACCUAAGCCCCAAAUUCCUCACACGACCAGCGCGAAUAAGCCAGAACCACGUCACACAAAUGAAACACCGAAGCUCCCACUCCUUCAGCAAAAAGAUAGCCAUAAUAAAAAUCAACUGCGCUACACGAAUGAGACACCGGAAACAGAACUACAUGACACAAAAACUACUCAUAACUCGGAACAACCAAGCUCCGUCGGGAAACAAAAGCCGCAAUUGCGUCACACAAAAGAUACUCUCACCGCAUCACAACGUCACACUACUUCUGCAUCUGAGCCAAAAAUGCGUCACGCGGAAUACACUCCCAACGCUCAACGUUACACUAUUAAGGCCCCUAAGUCACAAUCGCGUCGCAAACAGGCGAUUCACUACGGUGACCAACUGCAAAAAGACGACGACUCUCAAGAGCUCGUCAUCGUCGACAGGCAGGAAGAAAAGGAGACGAGGGCGCAAGAGCGUCUCACCACCAACCACUUUCAAGUGAAGUUCCGUACCACCGCCACGCGCGGUCUGCUCGUCUGGAGCGGCCGUACGCUGGCGCGCGAUCACCUCGCGCUCGCCCUCGCCGACGGCUUUCUCAACCUCAGCCUUAACCUUGGCGGCAGCAACACGCUACAAGUUCAGUCCCAGGUGGAUGUAUCAGACGGGGAGUGGCACAGUGCCGUGGUGCACCGGCGCCGGCGGUUGGCAGUGCUGAGAGUGGACAGCGAGUCGCCGGUACGCGGUGUGGCAGAGCGGGGCAGCGAAGAGCUAAACUCCGACGACACACUCUGGCUCGGUGGAAGUCCCAACUUGCCGGAAGGCCUACCCAGUGCUUUCUACCACGGCUUCAAAGGCUGUAUCGAUCAGCUGCAGGUGCACAACAGAGACGUAGACUUGUCCUCCCACGUGGGCGCCGAGAAGAUCCAGUUCUGUGAUAGCAUGAGAUAGCAGCGAUAACGAUCUGUAGCCACGUUUACCAAUUACAAUUUAUAAGUAGUUUGUAAGUGGCCACUCAAUACCGACGGUUGGCCACUCAAUGCCGAUGAUUGGCCAAGGCCAUUCAUAUGGCCAAGAAUGUAAGACCAUGACAGGGUUUUAGCUGUAUGAUUUGUUAAUACCUCAUUGCAAUUUUUCGCUCGUUCAUCUUUUUCUUUUCGCUUACCGAUGCGUGGGCACCGAAAAUUUAGAUAUCGAUUUAUCGGUUUGGCCACAGGCAAGACUGGUAUACUUUUUAGGUUAAAGAAAAUCUCUUUGAUAACAUGCGUAUCGAUACGCGUUUUGGCGCAGUGAGAUUAUUCAUAAACGUUCGUCUGGUCGACAUCUGUUUGCCAGAAAAAAACGAAAUUCGUAUUCACGAUACAGACUUUAAUAAAUUAUACCUAAGCGUAUUAUUAAUCAUUGUUAUUGUAUGAAAAAAAGAAAUAGAUAUUUUACCCGUGAGCCAGAAAGUUGCUAUUGCAUCUAGAAUAAUUUUGUAAUAUUUGCAUGUAUAUAAGUUGAACUUUAUGCUCGUGAAUUGGCAAAUUGCUCAUAUAUUUAUCAGUCGUGAUGAAUGGGGAGAUAGAAAACGCAAAUAAUUGUUAUUAUUCAGCAAUAAACUUGAUUGAAAUGUAGUUUUUGAAUCGUAUGGAAUGUCUGCAUUGAUUUAUUCUUCCACUAUUUCAGCGUGAAUGGUACAAUGUUAUUUAGAAAUUUACGUACGAAUCUCAGGGAAGUUGGACACUCGUAAGUACUGAUAAUUGUGAGGACCCACGAUGAUCGUAAAUCUAAGUUUGCUUCAUUAUAUCAUUGGUUUAGCUACAAACCCAAAAAUUGAUUCGCUGAUCGUUUUUCGUUGCUAAAAUUAUUUUUUACAUCUGCAAUAACACAGCAAAAUUCGAACUCGUGCAGCCAUUCAGAACUCAAACAUUUAACACGAGCUGCCAAUCAGGGCUCUCGCUCUUAACUACAGUGACCAAUUAAAACUCUGGCUUUAAGCCAUUUUAAGCCAAUCCCAGGAGACACCUCUGCGCCAUACGAAUAACGAUCUGAACAAGCAUGCAGUGUUCGGCAUCUAAAAUAUGCAUUUUAGCAUACACUUGUAGCAUACACAAUAUGCAUAAAUAAAAUAAAUAUGCAUACACAUGUAGCCUUUGAGGUAUUGCUUAAAAUUUAUUUGAGGCACGCAACAUGAAAAAAAUCUGGUUCAUUUACUAAGUAAUUGCAGUCACUAUGAGUGGCAUUGCCCGCCACUUUUGAAGUACCGUAGUGCAUUUCACGUAAGUGCGGCAUUUAAAAAGAGAUGUGGCAAGCGCAAAUACAUAACUUAUAUUAUUGUUUUAAUAAUAAAAUUCACUGUUUCACUAAAAUUCAUUUGGUUUUUAGGUUAUAUAUACACGGGGAUAAUAAAUAGGACAGAACAUCGCAUAAACUUGGUGAUUUUGCUCAUCAAAAGGGCGUUUCAGUGCUACGUCUGCUCUCUGCUCAUGUCAUGGCUAAGAAGCUAGGUCAUUAUUCAACAGUUAGACCCAUUUACUUUUAUGAGUGAUGCGAGCCUCGACCACUGCUCAUGCAGCCUAUGUCCUCGUGUUGGCCUUCUAUCGCGCAUGCAAGUUCUUUACUCGCUGUGCGUACGUGUUGUGCAUAUAAUGCAUUAGUAUUUCCCAUAUGUUUACAGGUGAACAUAUCCUUCAAUUAUUGCUUUUAUGUUUGUCCAAGUUCCCGGGCGAAACGUUCUAUUACAGUUCUAAUUUAUUCUUAUAAUUUCUUGUUCAUUUUGAACCCUAUUCUGCUUUCAAACCUGAAAUUUUAACUCUGAAUUAGACUUACUCACCCGGAAUUGUUCUAUCUAAUUUUAUUGCCUCAGAAUGGGGCAUGCAUCUCACCUAAUUCGCCUCUUAAUUAAUUAAAACAGUUUUGCAUCAAGUUUGUUUUUAUAUUCUAA
Hyalella azteca is the source of this 9040-nucleotide messenger RNA. RefSeq names its product agrin. Gene Ontology annotation, molecular function: calcium ion binding; protein binding. Gene Ontology annotation, biological process: multicellular organism development; cell differentiation. NCBI's taxonomy places the organism in Eukaryota, Metazoa, Arthropoda, Malacostraca, Amphipoda, Hyalellidae. The record is from RefSeq and is a predicted model, not a curated record. The transcript has 32 exons. Bases 307 to 7065 code for a protein of 2252 amino acids.